This is a messenger RNA of Olea europaea var. sylvestris, 1242 nucleotides long. RefSeq names its product transcription factor bHLH66-like. Bases 165 to 1031 code for a protein of 288 amino acids. The record is from RefSeq and is a predicted model, not a curated record. Gene Ontology annotation, biological process: regulation of transcription by RNA polymerase II. The transcript is spliced from 8 exons. Lineage: Eukaryota; Viridiplantae; Streptophyta; Magnoliopsida; Lamiales; Oleaceae. Gene Ontology annotation, cellular component: nucleus. Gene Ontology annotation, molecular function: RNA polymerase II cis-regulatory region sequence-specific DNA binding; protein dimerization activity; DNA-binding transcription factor activity, RNA polymerase II-specific.
GCACUACAGUCGUACGUGCCUACGCCCUGAGCUUAUAAUAGCAGCAGUGUACCUCACUCACCCUUCCACUCCCACCCCGACCCCCACCCCCUUUCCAUCUCCUUCUUCUUCAUUUUUAAUACCGUUCCGUGUAAAUCAAAAACCCUAGAGAGAUAAGCUGUUGCAUGGAAGAACAGGAUUGUGAAGAUGCUUUGCGGUUAGUGCCAUUGACCUUUAGUGGGCUAACAAAUGAUGUUUCAAUCAUAGUCAGCAAUGGUGAUGCGUAUCAGCAUAGUAUCGUUAAAGCUGGGAGUAGUGGGAUUCAUAAUAUCCCUGUCCCUAUACCUCAAUGGAUAAACUGCCGAACUCCUCGAAAUUAUGUCGAAUUUCUCGCAGAGAAAGGGUUCCCUGAAAUCCAGAAAGGUGUAUCCUAUGACAUUUCUGCAGAAGCAUCUAAUUUUGGAAAUAUCUAUCCUUCUCAAGUGGAAGAAUAUUCAAGGCUGCAGGGUGAGUGGGCUCAGGUAAUGGAUUUCACAGGUGCUGAGCAUCAGCUUGGUGUUCAGAAACAAGCUUGGAAUGAAGAAUAUAGUAAUGUUUCUCAAGCCAAUUCAGGGUUGGGUGCUGCUGCAGCAAAUUAUUCUUCUGAAAAUCGUCGUAAAAUAUCAAGACAGAGAGCUUAUGCUUCUGAUCGUUGUCGCAGAUUGAGGAUUUCAGAGAGGAUUGAUGCGUUGCAGGAAUUGCUGCCACAUUCUAGAGAGGGUGGUAAAGCAUCUGUGCUGGAUGAUAUCGUUGACCAUAUCAAAUAUUUGCAAUUUCAAGUGAAGGAUUUGAGUCGAAGCAGACUGGGAAGUGAAUCAACUUCUAGUCCUUUUAUAUUCCUCGAGGGAUAUGGCCAUUACUUCAUUCAUGAGCAGAUGAUCCACGAGCCUCUUGAAGAGAUGAUGGGAAAGUUGUUUGAGGUCAAUCCCUCAGCAGCCACCGAACUAUUGCAUAGCAGGGGACUUUAUGUGAUGCCCAUGGCUUUUGCAGAAGGGUUCCACAAACCCGCAUAGAUUCUGCACGUCUAAGUCAGUUGUAUGCUUUUAUAUUUACGAUCUAAUUUCAGCAUCUUUUACCUGACAUUACAGGUAAAGGUUUUGGAUAUAUAUGUGCAAACAAAAUCAGAAUCAUGCCUCUUUCUUCAUGUCUUUAUAUCCUACAAACUUACUAAUAUGUUUGGCUAUACAAAUAACUUUAGUUUGAAUACAAAUUGGUUGUUGGAAG